AUGCUGCCAUCUAACUUACCGUAUGAAAUUCUUCUCAAGAUCGCAGAACAUUUAUCAAAAGACUUCUCAAGACAAUGCGCACUCGUUUGCAAAUCAUGGACACUACCGUUUCAAGAAGUAUUAUGGGAAAGUCUCAGUAUCGAAAACACUAGCCAACUAAGAAAUAUCUGUAAAUUAUCGAUUCCCGCACAAAGUAUUGUCAGAACCAACGGUCAUCUUGUGCGCCAAAUGUCCUUGAAAUUUCGGCUUGAAAUAUCCUACCAGCAGCUUUUUGUUCUACAGAAUUGUUUCCAAAAUUUAAAUUAUCUUCACAUAAACUGCAGUAUAUUGCCAACAGCUCUUAGCAGUAAUAAAAUUAACUGGAAGCUUUGGGAGAGAUUGGAAACACUGAGUGUACUCCAGCCAAAGUUAUUUGUAACAAACGGACUCCAUGGCUUUGUAAGCAUACUUUCCUUCUAUCCUAAGCUCAAGCAGCUAGUAGUCGAUGAGAAUCUCGGAAUCCAAAUGGCAACAUAUACCUGGAAAGACCUAGAAAUUAUUCUACAGCCUCUUCAGCAUCUACAACAGCUAAAGAUUAACAUCGCUUUUGGACUCAGGGCCAUAGAUAAUACGCCCCUUUCAAAAGACAUCAAUCCGAUCAAUUCCCUUGUACACCUGUGUGUAGCUGUCAGUAAUGCAGACCACAAGUGGCUGUACUACUUUACAGAAAAAGCUCCAAGGAUCCAUACAUUGGACUUAGAUAUCGACUUUCCUGACCUAAGAACGUGUAACCAGUGGUCAAAUAUGCUAGGCAUGAUCACAACCAUGCCCUCCCCGUUUGAGAACCUUCGAACGUUACAAUUAAAAAACUGUGCGACCAGCGAAUAUUAUGUCCCAUUCUUGGAUUUGCUUUGUAGACUAAAAGUACCUCUCACAACACUCACAUAUGAUAUGAGACGCGAUUUUACGACAGUGCAGGCCGUCCAAAGUAUCGUUGAAAAAAGUGGAAGAUUAUUUUCAAAAACUAUGGAAAACAUGAAUAUCAUAUCCAGAUUUUCUGCAAGCUUCAAGUGCACGUUUCCGAUGUGCUUUUAUUUUUUCCCUUGUCUUGUGAGACUACAGCUGCGCCAAAUCAAAGCCUGCAUUGUUUUGGACGAUAUUUUGAAUCAAUGCCCUGCUUUAAAGGACUUGAUACUCGACCAGCCAUGUGUUACAGUCAGCACCCGUACCCGUACCAGUACCGCUUUCUCUUCACAUGGGCUAAAGACCGCAUCACUCACAAACACAAAUGUUAACUCAAAACUGUUUAAUUAUGUUUCCUUACGUUGCAGAAAACUGUUGAAGAUGAGACUUGAGAACGUAAAGGUUUUUGGACACAUCGAAGAAGGAAAGGAAAAUUCUUUUGAGUGCGACAUGUCUCACACCCAGAUUGAUUCCUUGUUUUUGUAUAAUGUACGAUAUUAUGCACUGCACAACAAAGAUGUUUUAGAGCGUAAUUACCGCCAAAACGCUCACAAUACGUAUCAAGUGAAAGAUGCUACAAUAAUAAGUAUAAUGGAAUUUGAGCCGAAUAAGCCUGAAAUGGAUGCAAACGCUGAUAUUCUGCAAACGACUACAAAAUCACCACGCUUUUUCAACUGCUCUAAUACAAUCGCAGAAAAUGAGCUCGCAGAAGAUCAACUCGUAAAAGAGAACGACCGAGAGCUCCUAAAUUUGGAUGCACAUCUUGAAAGCUUCCUGACAUGGAAGCCUGAUUCCGAAAAGAACCCGCGUGUAUUAUAUAAAGAAAACUCUUAUUCGAUAAUUCUGCAUAGCAAAAGAGAAGCAGCGCAAGAUCCAGAAGCGACUCCUGUCCCAGCAGCCUCAUCUAGACUCGAAGAGAUCCAUGCCACCUUUGAAUUAAUUUGUAACAAAACACAACCGUCAAAAAAAAACUCGAGCAAGACGUCCUUAUUCGAAGUGAAUAAGCUCGUCACUAUAAAGAAUUAUUACAGACGCCUUUUGGAAAGCCCUGGAAAAAUUAAAGCAUCUGCAAGAGCAGCCGAAAUCAUUUGGAAAUCACCUUCCAAGUACCGUGGAGAAACAGCCCGUGCUUAG
Molecule: messenger RNA, 2076 nt
Organism: Phycomyces blakesleeanus NRRL 1555(-)
Lineage: Eukaryota; Fungi; Mucoromycota; Mucoromycetes; Mucorales; Phycomycetaceae
Exons: 4
Coding region: 1-2076 (691 amino acids)
Molecular function (GO): protein binding
Source: RefSeq, a predicted model, not a curated record